AUGCACCUCAUUGCCAAUGAACUCAGGGAGGAUCUUGGUAGGUCGAAAGGACGUGAAACGCAGUUGGUGUUGGAGAACCAGAAACUAAGGGAGGAACGCGAUGCUGAGCGAGAGGACAAGGCUCGGGUCAUUGCAGAGUUCGAAGCAUACAAGAGGUCGGUUGAGGCCAGGAAAGCCGCUGCAGACAACCCUGCAGAGGUCGACGGAUCGUCGAAGGGCGCUAGGUCAAUCUACGUCAUGGGCGGCAAGUCUGUGAGCGAUGUCUUUGCAGAGUUCGACCGGGAUCCAAACAAGAACAACAGCUUCUUCACCGCAUAUGCCCGGUUCGCGCCUAAAGGUGUGGCCCAGAUGUCCGAGUCUGCAUGUGAGCGGAAGAUGCGUCGCGUGCAGCUUGUCAUGGAAGCCGUGGAGACAUUCAGAGAAGACAGUUCCGAGGCGGCGACCGCAGCGGCUGUUAAGCGGCUCGACGAUGUGCGCCUCUUAUGCAACUUCACGGAGUUCACCAACAGUCUGGCGGUGCUGCGUGAGACUCGCGCCAACAAGAAACAGAAAACCGGGUCGUCGACCGAAAAGAAGACCGGGAACGACGUGGCGCAACGCAGAGUGAGCUGGCUGAUAGUAAAAAUGGGGCUGUGCGACGAAGCGUGGGGAACAGCGCUCUUUGGGGAUGAUGAGUGGGGGGUGAUCAACAAGGAAGAGCUAGCGAAGGAGAAGGCGGAAGAGGAGAAAAAACGAGCUGCAGAGGUGAAGAAGGCGGAACGGGAAAAGGCAAAGGCGGCUGCUUCGAAACGUUAG
Messenger RNA from Closterium sp. Naga37s-1, 795 nucleotides. The record is from the annotation of a GenBank genome assembly. Lineage: Eukaryota; Viridiplantae; Streptophyta; Zygnematophyceae; Desmidiales; Closteriaceae.